This is a messenger RNA of Salvia miltiorrhiza (redroot sage), 1173 nucleotides long. RefSeq names its product disease susceptibility protein LOV1-like. Gene Ontology annotation, molecular function: ADP binding. The transcript has 2 exons. Lineage: Eukaryota; Viridiplantae; Streptophyta; Magnoliopsida; Lamiales; Lamiaceae. Bases 138 to 773 code for a protein of 211 amino acids. The record is from RefSeq and is a predicted model, not a curated record.
UAUAUAACUUAUGUAUUGCAAACUGGGGCUAUAAAACUUAUGUUAUUUUAAAAUAGGGUCUUUCAGCCAUUCUUCCAGCUCAGUUUAUCUUUAUCUGCAAAAAUCUAGUAGCAAAAACUUAACUGUGAUCACCAAAGAUGGCUUAUGCUGCUCUUCUUUCCCUCGCCCGAACCACUGCAGAAAUAAUCUUGGAUCAAGAUAGAUAUUCCAUUUCUCGUAAUAAAAAACAACAAAUUCGAUCUAUCUAUGAACCAUUUAUUUUCUUGCAAGAGUUUCUUGAAGAUUUUCCCGAAAAAGCCAACAUCUUAGAUGGGCGAAUUAGAGAUUUAGCAUAUGAAGCAGAACAUAUUAUUGAGUCUUUCAUAUUGGACGAAGCUCCAUCACAUUGGUGGAACGUUUUAGCUGCCAAAUCAAAGCUAAAAUUAUUGCAAAUAAGAAAGAUAAGAAAAGAAACAGAUUCAAUCACAAGGGAGGUGAUGAUCAUCAAGAAUAACAGUGCAGUUGCAGUACAACUUGGUGCUUCUUCUUCCGCAGCAGCAGGUUCACCAUCCAGAUCUGCUCCGAUCAUCAAGAUUGGCUAUAUGGUUGGUUUACAUGAAGAUUUGCUAGCAAUAAAAUCUCGACUCUGUGGAGAAUCGCCAAAUUUAGAAGUUAUCCCAAUCGUUGGAAUGGGAGGUAUAGGAAAAACUACUCUUGCAAAGUGUGUUUACGACGACCCACUAACAGUGCAGCGGUUCGAUAUUCGUGUUUGGGUCACAGUAUCACAGGACUAAAAUGCAGAUGUAGUUUUAUCAGCCCUCCUAGCUUCCAUGGAAGAGUUUGAUAAAGAUAGAUCCGAGGAGAGCAAAGAUAGAUCCAAGGAGGAAGAAGAAUUGCCUGGGGCGAAAGUGCACAAGAUCUUGAAAGGCAGGAGAUAUCUCCUUGUAAUGGAUGAUAUUUGGAGCACACAUGCUUGGGAUGAUGUAAGAAUUAUACUUCCCGACGAUGGUAAUGGAAGCCGAGUCAUGUUAACGACAAGAGAAACUGAUGUGGCUGCUUAUGCCUGUUGUUUGAGCUGUCCCCACAAGAUGCGUUUCAUGGAUGAGGCUCAGAGUUGGAAGCUACUUCAGCAGAAGGUGUUUGCACAUCAAGAUUGCCCUCCGGAGUUGGAGAACAUUGGAAAGGAGAUCGCGA